Messenger RNA from Fonticula alba, 924 nucleotides. RefSeq lists its product as hypothetical. Lineage: Eukaryota; Rotosphaerida; Fonticulaceae. The coding region runs from base 1 to 924 and encodes 307 amino acids. The record is from RefSeq and is a predicted model, not a curated record. The transcript has 2 exons.
AUGGCUGCCUCGAGUCGCGGCCGCUUCGCGGCCUUCCGCCGGGUCACCUGCACCGCCGGCCUGCUGGUCCUUUGCCUGGCGGCCCUGUGCCGGGGCCCCGGGGCGCAAGCCCUGCCGGUGGUGCAGACGCCCGACACGGCGGCCAGCGCCUCCGGCCAGUCCUUCGUGCCGUCGUACGUGAUCAUGCCGCCGAUCAAGCCGCCGCAGCCGGAGUCCUUCAUCCUGGAGCUGAAGGCCCCGAGCCCGGUGCACAACAAGACCUUCGCCGAGAUGAUCGAGCGCCACCUGCAGAAGAUCGUUUCGUCGGCCGGCUCCGGCAGCAUGGCCGGCGUGGCGCUGGAAGACCUGGACGACCGCGACGAUGACUGGCCCGAGGCCGAGCCCGGGCCCGGCGCGCCGGCGGUCCGCGCAUACCGGACUGCCCUGGCCGAGGCCGGCCUCGGGCUGGCCUCCAACCGGACCCCGCGCGCGCGCACCAUCAUCGGCGGCAACCAGUAUGGCUACUGGAUCCGCCUGGACUACGAGUAUGAGGUGAUCUUCAUCUGGCGGCCGCUGCCUUCCAAGACCGGGUCCGGCAUCAGCCGCUACCCCAGCAAGGAGGGUCUGGUCACUGUGAGCAGCAGCAGCAGCACCAUCACCACCAACCAGGCCUCGGUGCUCAUGGACUCGGGCUCGGGCUCGGGUCGGGCCACCGGCGAGCUGCCCUUCCCGACGAAUGGCACCCUGCCGGGGGGCCUGGAGGACAUCGUCACCUCGGUGGACGGCGACGAGGACAGGAAAUCCCCGCAGGUGGUCCGAGUGAACAACCGCCUCCAGCACAAGGGCCUCCUCAGCAUCCAGGGCGCCACGGCCGACAUGAUUGACGACAUCCGCAACUGGGCCGAGAUCAAGGGCAUCGAGCUGGUCUUGAUAGCGGCUGUGUAG